This is a messenger RNA of Impatiens glandulifera, 978 nucleotides long. RefSeq names its product lactoylglutathione lyase. The transcript has 8 exons. Lineage: Eukaryota; Viridiplantae; Streptophyta; Magnoliopsida; Ericales; Balsaminaceae. Bases 99 to 656 code for a protein of 185 amino acids. Gene Ontology annotation, molecular function: metal ion binding; lactoylglutathione lyase activity. The record is from RefSeq and is a predicted model, not a curated record.
UCAUCUCCAAUACUAAACCAAAGCUUAGACCCACCAGCGAUCCUUUAAUUCACUUCCUUUUACAGAAUAGGAAUUUCGCUCGCUUCCUAUCGUCAUCAAUGGCUUCUGAACCUAAAGAAUUACCUUCCCAAAAUCCUGGUCUCCACACUCAUCCUGAUGAAGCCACCAAGGGAUACUUCAUGCAGCAAACGAUGUUUCGUAUUAAGGAUCCAAAACCCAGUCUUGAUUUCUACUCUCGCGUCCUUGGCAUGUCGUUACUGAAGAGGUUGGAUUUCCCUGAAAUGAAGUUCAGCUUAUACUUCCUUGGAUAUGAGGAUCUUGCCUCUGCUCCUAGCAAUAAUGUCGAUCGCACUGUUUGGACAUUUGGUCAGAAGGCUACCAUUGAGCUUACCCAUAAUUGGGGAACGGAGAAUGACCCUGAAUUUAAAGGUUACCACAAUGGUAACGCAGACCCUCGUGGCUUUGGACAUAUAGGAAUCACGGUCGAUGACACAUACAAGGCAUGUGAGAGAUUUGAAAGGCUGGGAGUGGAAUUUGUAAAGAAACCAGAGGAUGGGAAAAUGAAAGGAAUAGCAUUCAUCAAAGAUCCUGAUGGUUACUGGAUUGAGAUUUUUGACCUUAAAACAAUUGGAAAUAUAACUGCAGAAGCUUCUUAAAUGAUGAUGUCCUAGCAGCGAGGACGACAUUUGUAAAUGGGUUACACCACUGAUGAGAAGACUAAUUAAUAUAUCUAUAUCUUUGUUGUUGGCAGUUUAAGGUUGUUAGUUCACAAUCACAUUGCAAUAUAGAAAAUACUAAUAAUCUUUGUCAAAUUUUAUGUAUGUGUUGGUUGUAUGAACAUUUGUUCAAAAAAAUAUUAUUGUCAUAAAAUUUGAACAGUACCAUGACAGGGAUGAUAUAAGUAAUCUCUUGCUCACUGGACAAUCCAUGAAGUGAUAGUUUGACCAAAAAAUAUGUUUAUGGAGCCCCGAUCCUACA